AUGGACGUGGACUUGGACGUGGACAUGGACGUGGACGUGGACAUGGACGUGGACGUGGACAUGGACGUGGACGUAGACGUGGACGUGGACGUGGACGUGGACGUGGACGUGGACGUGGACGUGGACGUGGACGUGGACAUGGACGUGGACAUGGACAUGGACGUGGACAUGGACGUGGACGUGGACGUGGACGUGGACGUGGACGUGGACGUGGACGUGGACGUGGACAUGGACGUGGACGUGGACGUGGACGUGGACGUAGACGUAGACGUGGACGUGGACGUAGACAUGGACGUGGACGUGGACAUGGACGUGGACGUGGACGUGGACGUGGACGUGGACGUGGACGUCGACGUCAACGUGGACAUGGACGUGGACAUGGACGUGGACGUGGACGUGGACGUGGACGUGGACGUGGACGUGGACGUGGACGUGGACGUGGACAUGGACGUGGACGUGGACGUGGACGUGGACGUGGACGUCGACGUGGACGUAGAAAUGGACGUGGACGUGGACGUGGACAUGGACGUGGACGUGGACGUGGACAUGGACGUGGACGUGGACGUGGACGUGGACGAGGACGUGGACGUGGACGUAGACGUGGCCGUGGACGUGGACAUGGACGUGGACGUGGACGUGGACGUGGACGUAGACGUGGACGUAGACGUGGACGUGGACGUGGACGUGGACGUAGACGUGGACGUGGACGUAGACAUGGACGUGGACGUGGACAUGGACGUGGACGUGGACGUGAACGUGGACGUGGACGUGGACGUGGACGUGGACAUGGACGUGGACAUGGACGUGGACGUGGACGUGGACGUGGACGUGGACGUGGACGUGGACAUGGACGUGGACGUGGACGUGGACGUGGACGUGGACGUGGACGUGGACGUGGACGUAGAAAUGGACGUGGACGUGGACGUGGACAUGGACGUGGACGUGGACGAGGACAUGGACGUGGACGUGGACGUGGACGUGGACGUGGACGAGGACGUGGACGUGGACGUGGACGUGGACGUGGACGUGGCCGUGGACCUGGACAUGGACGUGGACGUGGACGUGGAUGUGGACGUGGACGUGGACGUGGACAUGGACGUGGACGUGGACGUAGAAAUGGACGUGGACAUGGACGUUGACGUGGACAUGGACGUGGACAUGGACAUGGACGUGGACGUGGACGUGGACGUGGACAUGGACGUGGACGUGGACGUGGACGUGGACAUGGACGUGGACGUGGACAUGGACGUGGACAUGGACGUGGACAUGGACGUGGACAUGGACGUGGAAGUGGACAUGGACGUGGACAUGGACGUGGACAUGGACGUGGACAUGGACAUGGACGUGGACAUGGACGUGGACAUGGACGUGGACGUGGACGUGGACAUGGACGUGGACAUGGACGUGGACAUGGACGUGGACAUGGACAUGGACGUGGACAUGGACGUGGAAGUGGACGAGGACGAGGACGAGGACGUGGACGUGGACAUGGACGUGGACAUGGACAUGGACGUGGACGUGGACAUGGACAUGGACGUGGACAUGGACAUGGACGUGGACAUGGACAUGGACGUGGACAUGGACAUGGACGUGGACAUGGACAUGGACGUGGACGUGGACGAGGACGUGGACGUGGACGUGGACGUGGACGUGGCCGUGGACGUGGACAUGGACGUGGACGUGGACGUGGAUGUGGACGUGGACGUGGACGUGGACAUGGACGACGUGGACGUGGACGUGGACGUGGACAUGGACGUGGACGUGGACGUGGACGUGGACAUGGACGUGGACGUGGACGUGGACGUGGACAUGGACGUGGACAUGGACGUGGACAUGGACGUGGAAGUGGACAUGGACGUGGACAUGGACGUGGACAUGGACGUGGACAUGGACAUGGACGUGGACAUGGACGUGGACAUGGACGUGGACGUGGACGUGGACAUGGACGUGGACAUGGACGUGGACAUGGACGUGGACAUGGACAUGGACGUGGACAUGGACGUGGAAGUGGACGUGGACAUGGACGUGGACAUGGACAUAGACGUGGACGUGGACGUGGACGUGGACGUGGACGUGGACGUGGACUUGGACGUGGACGUGGACGUGGACGUGGACGUGGACGUGGACUUGGACGUGGACGUGGACGUGGACGUGGACGUGGACGUGGACAUGGACGUGGACUUGGACGUGGACGUGGACGUGACGUGGACGUGGACAUGGACGUGGACGUGGACGUGGACGUGGACGUAG
This is a messenger RNA of Closterium sp. NIES-65, 2250 nucleotides long. Lineage: Eukaryota; Viridiplantae; Streptophyta; Zygnematophyceae; Desmidiales; Closteriaceae. The record is from the annotation of a GenBank genome assembly.